Geosmithia morbida is the source of this 1755-nucleotide messenger RNA. RefSeq names its product ZnF GATA. The transcript has 3 exons. The coding region runs from base 1 to 1755 and encodes 584 amino acids. Gene Ontology annotation, molecular function: DNA-binding transcription factor activity, RNA polymerase II-specific; RNA polymerase II cis-regulatory region sequence-specific DNA binding; zinc ion binding. Gene Ontology annotation, biological process: positive regulation of transcription by RNA polymerase II; negative regulation of transcription by RNA polymerase II. NCBI's taxonomy places the organism in Eukaryota, Fungi, Ascomycota, Sordariomycetes, Hypocreales, Bionectriaceae. The record is from RefSeq and is a predicted model, not a curated record.
AUGUCAGAGGAGGCCCAGCAUCGCGGGCAUCCGCCGGAACGACGAGAGUCUCCUUCCGGUCGCACUGCCCUGCCCUCCCGUCCCGUGGCCACAACUGUCCACGAUGUAGCGAGAGAUCAGCGGAUAGGUGAGACGUCGCUGCGCCCAGGGAAGCAAGGCAGUCGGCAUCAAUCGAGGAGCGCAUCGCCGUAUUCUGGCGAGAGCGCCACCAUGAUGGAUAUCUCGCCUUCUCCGUCAGCUCCGAGUCCUCAGUCGUCCACUGCUCGAUCGACGAAAAAGGUCAGCCCAUCUCCUGGGGCGAGUGGUCCGACUUCAGGAGGCCAAGUCUGCAGCAACUGUGGAACUACGCGCACACCUCUAUGGCGCAGGUCUCCGCAAGGUGCGACUAUCUGCAACGCCUGCGGUCUGUAUUACAAGGCCAGGAACACAUCGAGGCCUAUCGGUCUCAAGAAGCCACCCAACGUUGUCCAGGAGAAGCCGAGUGGCCAACCCGUUUCCAUAGCGCCCAAGCCGCAAAGCAAUGUGCCUGGCGCCAGGUAUGUCUCGGCUGAGCAGACCCCUACUGGGUCCUGUCCUGGCGGAGGCCAAUGCAAUGGGACUGGCGGUGCCGAAGGCUGCCACGGAUGCCCCGCCUUCAACAACCGUCUCUCAAAGAGUGCGAAUCUCAACGUCGGAAAUCAAAAGUCUGGUGGUGGAUGCCGUGGCAAGGGUACUCCUUCAGACGGAGGCGCUAGCGCCGGCGAUACCAAGGUGGACCACGCGACGGAUCUCACUAGCACCGUCCACACACGCAGCCAGAGUGACGAUUCGACUGUCGUCAUUGCCUGCCAGAACUGCAGCACGACGGUGACGCCACUGUGGAGGAGAGAUGCCAGCGGGCACACCAUCUGCAACGCCUGUGGUCUGUACUAUAAACUCCACGGCGUCCACAGGCCAACGACGAUGAAGAAGGCCACCAUCAAGCGGAGGAAGCGCGUGAUCCCUGCCGGCGAGGAAGAGGAUGGGGAUGAGUCAUCGCAGCCCGGAGACUUGCCGGAACAGUCCGGGACGCCGGCAACCCAGAAGGGCAGCGUGAACGCUGACGGUUCCGUCAGUCUCGGAUCACGGCGUCAACCGCCACCGGAGCCUAUGGCGCUCGAGCCCCGCCCGCCUUCGAUGGGCGACCAGCGCCAGCCAUCACCCAUGUCGGUGACAUCUGACCUGUCAGCAUACCGCCACCAGCCCCUCCGGCCUAGCCACCCGAUGCCGUAUCUCAACGACGACAACCGGCUGCCACCCAUCAGCUCGAUGCACGCGUCGGGUGCCGCAGCCACGGUGGAUAGGCAGUCGUCAACAUCGCCCUCCGGGUCGGCGUAUCUUUCGCCUGGGGCGCGGCGGAAGCGAUCCUUCUCCUAUAGCGAGAAUGAAGGACGGAACCCGUACCCGGCAGAGCCUGAUCAGACGGGAAGCGGCGGCGGCGAUCAUUCGAAACGGCUGUCGUCGAUCGAGUCGAUCCUCAACCCCUCGAGCAGCGCCCGGUACGACGACAUGACCGACUGCUCGCUGCCGCCGCUGCGGUCCCCAGCCGCGACGACGGUCAACUCGGUGCCUAGCCCCGUGGUCCAUUCGCGCGAUCCCACGCCGUCCAUGCCGGAGCCGCAGGGGGGGACGGAGGCGCAGAAGAUGAGCCGUCGUGCGGCUCUGCAGAGGGAGGCAGAGCAGAUACGCGAGACGUUGGCGGCCAAGGAGCGUGAGAUACGAGAUAUGAGGCAGUGA